Closterium sp. Naga37s-1 is the source of this 999-nucleotide messenger RNA. The record is from the annotation of a GenBank genome assembly. NCBI's taxonomy places the organism in Eukaryota, Viridiplantae, Streptophyta, Zygnematophyceae, Desmidiales, Closteriaceae.
AUGGCACGAUCAAGCAUCGCUUUAGCCCUUUCGGCAAUUGAAACCCUGGAGGAGAUUGCUAUUCGCUUGAGAGCAGCCGCUGAUCAGGCUGCUGCGGAGCUCGAAGCAGCUGAGGCCGUCGCCGACACUCGCGCCGCCGAAGAAGCGACUGCGGCCGCCAACGUGGCGGCGGCGGAGGUGGCGGCGGUGAAAUCCGCGGCGGAUUGGCAGGCGGCAAACGCGGCGGCAAGCGCGGCGAAGGCCACCGCGAAGCAGGCGCGGAAGAACGCGACGGACGCGAAGCAGGCGACCGCGGGGCUGAAGAAGAAAGCGGAAGCCGCCGAUAGGUACCAGAAGGCGCAGGAGAAGGCGCAAAAGGCGUUGGAAAAAUCUGCGCAGGCGAAGUCGCGGAAAGACAAGGCCGUGUCUGCGGCAGGCGCGCAGCAGCAGGUUGCCGACGAUGCGACCAAGGCGGCUGCGGACGCCGCCAAGAGCAAGGGCAAGGGCAACGGCGCGGCGAAGGCGGCUGAGGCGAAGGCUAAGGCGGAGCAGAAGAAGGCGGCGGAGUUGAACAAGGCCGCGCAGAGCGCAUCCGCGGAGGAGUCCGCCGCAAACACGGAAGCAACCAAGGCUGCCGCGGAGGCGGCGCGGACGCUCAAAGUGACGCUCACGCCGGAAGAUCAGGCGCUGCUGGACAAGGCGGCUGCGGCGGAGGCGGCGGCGGCGAAGGCUGAGGCUGACGCUAAGGCGGCGGAAGACGCGGCGAAGGCGGCGGAGAAGGUAGCGAAAGCCGCGGCGGUGCGGCUGACGAAGCUGAGGUCGGCGCUGAGGGCCGCGCAGGCGCGCAGGGCGGAGGCGGACAGGAUAGUGGCGGAGAAGGCUGCAGCUGCGGAGGCUGCGGAGGCUGCCGCGGAGGCAGCAGAGGAGGCGGCGAGCCGCGCACCUGGCUCGGAAGGUGCUCCUGGUUCGGAGAGCGCGCCUGGCUCAGACGCUGCCCCUGGGUCCGAGGCUGCUCCGUGA